CUAAGUUUGGGAAACGGUCCGCCCGCCGCCGCUCUCUCCUCCUUUGAUCCAAUACCUAGUUCGCCGCGCCAGUCUAACUUCACCUCGGCUUCCUCCUCCCACCCCUCUUCUUCAUUUCCUCUUCGGUUCCAAUCUUUCGACCAUAUUUAGAUCAAAUAUCCAGAACAGAGCUCUGGUGGUUUGAAAAUUUAUGUUCGCGAUCUUGCAUUUUGCUGAAGCUUCCAUAUCUAUUUUGAACUGGAUUUGUGGCUCCGAACAGAGCUCGGGACACUUUGACUCGUGUUGCAUCCCUUCCGCCUUUUCACUUCUUCAGCCUGCUUGCUCGGAACUUACUUUCGCGAUCACCUUUCCAUUCAGAGGAAUCAUCAAAGCUUUUUUUGUCACCGACCCUUUUGUACUUCGCUCUCUCCUGCUUUUAUAACCUAGAGAGAAGCGAGACAAAGUAAAGAGUCAAAUGGGACGUAGGAUUCUAAACGAUGCGCUAAGGACUAUCGUGAACGCGGAGAGAAGGGGAAAGGCCACUGCACAACUUCAACCCAUCUCCACUGUGAUGGCUUCCUUUCUUGGUAUAAUGAAACAAAGAGGAUACAUCAAAGAUUUUCAAGUCUACGAUCCACACAGAGUUGGAAGAAUUACUGUGGAAUUGCUAGGAAGAAUUAAAGACUGCAAGGCUUUGACGUAUAGGCAGGAUAUCAAAGCCAAGGAAAUUGAAGAAUAUCGUGUCCGCACUCUUCCAACACGCCAGUGGGGUUAUGUUGUCAUCAGAACUCCUAUUGGCAUAUUUGAUCACGAGGAAGCCCUAAGGCAAAAUGUUGGUGGUCAGGUACUGGGUUACUUUCAUUGAUGCAAUUUUAAUGAAACAUUAAAAUGGAAAUUCUUCAUGACACUUUUUAGCUUUGUUUUGAAGUUUUAAUUUCUUCUUUUGCUCUUUAAAUGUGUUGAGUGCUUUUAUAAAGUUGUACAUUUAACCUUGAAUAAAUA
Messenger RNA from Phalaenopsis equestris, 981 nucleotides. RefSeq names its product 40S ribosomal protein S15a-5-like. Bases 455 to 844 code for a protein of 129 amino acids. Gene Ontology annotation, biological process: translation. Gene Ontology annotation, cellular component: ribosome; cytosolic small ribosomal subunit. The record is from RefSeq and is a predicted model, not a curated record. Gene Ontology annotation, molecular function: structural constituent of ribosome. The transcript has 3 exons. Lineage: Eukaryota; Viridiplantae; Streptophyta; Magnoliopsida; Asparagales; Orchidaceae.